This is a messenger RNA of Coturnix japonica (Japanese quail), 3687 nucleotides long. The record is from RefSeq and is a predicted model, not a curated record. Lineage: Eukaryota; Metazoa; Chordata; Aves; Galliformes; Phasianidae.
AGCCCCAAGGGCUGGAGUUCAUAGAGCGUCCGGACAACGCUCUGAGACACGAGGUUUGAGUUUUGGGUGGUGCUGUGCGGAGCCAGAAUCUGGUCACACGCUCGUGAAUGUGUUUGUGUGUGUACGUCAGGCGGGGCCCGGCCACGCACUACCGAGGGGGAGCGCGGCGCUGCGGCUGCCUACCGGCAUCGCGGGCACAGCCGCCACAUGUUCUGAAACAGGAAAAGGUGUUCCAGUGGUAAUUCUGCAGUGAAGUCUUACAGGGAGUUUUACCUUGGUAAAGGUAUCCUGGACAAGUAGCAAGUAUUGCCUACCUUAAAAGGCACUUUUAGGAUGUCUGAAGAUGAUGAAAAAGUUAAGCUCCGUCGCAUUGAACCUGCCAUUCAGAAGUUCAUUAAAGUGGCGAUUCCAACAGAUUUGGAAAGAUUAAGAAAACACCAAAUAAAUAUUGAGAAGUAUCAAAGAUGCAAACUCUGGGACAGGUUGCAUGAAGAGCACAUUAAUGCAGGACGAACAGUUCAGCAACUUCGAGCCAAUAUGAGAGAGAUGGAAAAACUUUGUUUGCGAGUCCGACAGGAAGACAUCCCAGUUCUGCAACGAAUGAUAAACCCAGUGAAAGAUGAAGCUUCAUCUGCCAUAAAACACUUCCUGCAGCUCCAUUCUGAAUCUGCAGAAGAACUUAAAAGGCAACUAGAAGGACGGGAGGAUGCUUCCUUAACAAGAUCUGCAACCAUAGGAGGAGAAACUUCAUACAACACAGAAGCGAAGGAUGGCUCUCAAAGUUUAAUCCAGAUUUGCUCUCCCCUUCCUGAGAUACCUCAGAAUGAAAAUGCAGCUGAGUCCUGGGAAACAUUAGAAGAGGACUUAAUUCAGCUUAGCCAGCUGGUGACCGAGUUCUCUGUGUUAGUCAAUGUAAGCAUUAAUCACAUUCCGUAUUGGAAGCUUUCAGAAAUGAGGUCUCAGCAGGAGAAGAUUGACAGGAUUGAAGACCAUGUCAACAGUGCUGCUGCGAAUACAGAAGAGGGAACCAAAAACCUGGCGAAGGCUGCGAAAUACAAGCUGGCAGCUCUGCCCGUGGCAGGUGCAGUCAUCGGAGGAGUGGUAGGAGGUCCUAUCGGUCUCCUUGCGGGCUUCAAAGUGGCAGGAAUUGCAGCUGCACUUGGUGGUGGGAUUUUGGGUUUCACAGGUGGAAAACUGAUACAAAAGAAAAAACAGAAACAGAUCGAGCAGGUCUCUUGCAGCUGUCCACAGCUUUCUUGUCAAAGUGCCAAAAAAUCCAGCUGAAGUUACGAGGAGGAACAGAAGUACAGUAGCUGUGCUAAUGACAGACUUGCAGCCUCCUGCUUUAGAUCUGAGGCUGAGGUGUGAAUUCUGCAGCAGUACGGUUACGUGGGAAGGGUGAAACGGUAACGUCAGAACUUUGGGGCUUUCUCUUUUCAGACGUGAUAAGCGACUUCAAUCUUUUAACUCUGACAACUAUAGGGUAACUUUUAAUUAUAAAACUCUUAUUAGAGAGAUGUGAACAGCUGAUGGGUGACAGGUGCUUCAAGCCAAAUUUGCACAAAAUGCCUUUAGAUCAAGAGAUUUAGAAAAUGAGUGCUUUCUCAUGAACACCCUCCCCAGAAGACGGACCUUGUAUUAUAUUAUUAUCGUAAUAAUUGUAUGUUAUUCUAAAUUCCUGUCCGCCAGACACAGGAAAAUAAGCUUCCAUCUCUCCUAUAUGUUCAGGGCACUUUAAAAUAUCCCCUCUUUUAUCUGCAUUCCCAAACUCCUCCUGUGGAUACCACCGGGACAGAAGCACUGUUUGCCAUAGAGUAAGGUUAAAACAUUGGGUGAGUAUUAUAGAGAAACAUAAAUGCAUCCAGCAUCUGUCUGCAUCAGCCAGCUCAGAUUUUAGCACCUUUUAUUUAUUUUCUGUACCUUCCCAGCUAUUCAAAGCGUGGUUAAGAUUUAAACAGCCUAAGAAGCAGCACUGGGGGAAAAAGUCAUUUUCCAUGGCACUUCAGCUCCUUGGCUUGUCUCAAGAACCGUGCUCAGAACGAAGCACCAACCUUUAGCACUCUGAGCCAGGAACCUCAGCUGCCUUUAGCGGUGCUCAGGGCCAGCUGCUGCCCUCACUUCUCCUGUUGUGGCACCAGCGAUGCUGUGGCAGGAGAGCUGUGCUGGAGGUGCGCUCCCUCCAUGGCCUUUAUCCAAGGAUGGGUAUCUUUUAUACCAAGGGUGGAUGGAGAAGCAGCAAGGCCCGGUGACAAAUCUGUGCAGUGGGGCAGCUGUUGUGCUGGCUGCUUUACAGUAUGUGGUCCACCCUUGCUCAGGUCAGCACCUGUACAGCGCUCAGCUCUUGAGACUUGUGCUCUAUUCCCCAUGUACGGCUGCCUCUUGGCCUUUUCAGUGGAGAUUUUGGGGUGUGUUGUUAGGGCUUUCUCUAGCUUUUUACAGCAAUAUUCUGCCUUCCUGAUGUCACUGCUUCAGAAGCCAUUUGCUUAAGUUACCUCUGCCAUUGUACACCAGAGUGCUCGUGCUUUUAUUUUCACAUCAUCUGUUACACAUAUAGUCCUACCUCCAUCUUUUGAGAAUGGAGCGUUCCCUAGCAGGGAAUGCUGGAUACAGAAGCUAAGUGUACAGAGAGCUCCCUUUUGUUAACCAUGGGAAGAACCAUCUGCUAAUGGCAGGUGAUAGGUUUUUGUGCCUAGAGACACUGUAAGCAACUGUUAAUUACAGCACAAGCAUCUUUUCCUGAAUGGUUCUUCCGUACUACUUUUACAGUGUGACUGGAAUUGCUAUCAGCCAGAGCAGCACAUCUAAUUUAAGCAUGUCUGAGGCUCAGGGAAGCAACAAGGAUAAAAACAGUUCUCACCAGUGAUCAUGAACAUCGCCAACACUGCGUGUGCUGAAACCACAGUGCCUACAUCUGUAAAAUCAGUAGGAGCAGGAAACGCCGCCCAAGUAAUUCAGCACGUUUCCUCCUGUCAUGCAAAAAACCCUUUUGUUUAAACACAUCUACUUUGGGUGUAAAUAUAUUUAAUGAGUUUGUAACAACUUCAGGUGAAAGCUGUUAAUUCCAGAGACUGGUGAUAAUUUCUGCACUUAAAGAAACCAAGGAAGAAGUGCUUAAGUGGAAACUGUGGUUGGUUUCAAAUAGCCGGAUCUGCUUUCCCGCUGUCUGCUUUUGAACCCCAUACACUUCAAUGGCAGCAGCCACAUCAGACACUGUAGGACCUCCUCGCUCCUCCUAAGGCCGGGACAGUCCACAUCCACCAAAAUGAACUGCCAGGGUCAGCUUCCCCAUGCUUUAAAAGGCAUCUCACACAAGGACUGUUCUCCUUCCCUGCAGCUUUAAGGAAGCAAUUUCAAACCACUGUGCACACGCUAAGUGUGGGGGGCUGUUCUUUAAGCUUUGAUUUUUAUUUUUUUAAAUAGAUGAGUUAUUUACGUGAGCAAAAAAAUACAGGCACCUGAGUAAGCACACUACAUUGGAAUCUGUAGGCAUGUUGGUCAGAAGAUAGGUAAGCUAUAUAUAUAAAAUGCUUCCAGACCAAACCAAAAAGUUUUUGCCCAUCUGUACAGAACUGAUUUUGAAUGUCAGCUUUUAUUUCCUUUUUGACAUCAAAAAGGUCAAAAUCCUUCAAUAAUUGUUAUUAAAGUUGUUAUUAUUAACAUUAAAGAAUCCUGUACUGAGUUACUAAA